AUGGGUCCGUAGUGGUGUUCGUGGUUAUACUGAAACACUGGUCACUGGUAACGUCAACAACAUCUACCUGCCUGUAAAGGGAUGUUUAUCACUCAGUCCCUUGAAGAUUAAAACCUGAAACUUUAUUCAGUUUCACCAAGUACAGGUCGUAUAUCCUACAUAAACAGCAGUCAUGGCACCGGGCAAACACCAUAAAAGUCAAUACAGGAUGACUCGGGCAGAAGCAGAAGACAUAAUGGAGACAGAUACUCGGUUAAAAGACUUUUGGACUGUUGAUUUUGAUUAUGACAAUUGUUCCAAACUACAGGAAGCUAUUGAUUUGCUCUUCAACUCGAUAGAAGGGAACAAAUAUGAAGUUGACUACCAAAAUAACCAGAAUGGCACUCGUCUCAUUAUCCACUGUCAGGUAUGCUCCAAGGAUUUGUCAUCCUAUGAUCCCUUCUACACUCAUGAGAAUGGCAGAAGCCACAAGAAGUUACGACAGCAGAUAAUAACCCCAAAGGAUCCAAACAUCAAAGGCACCCUGCGGCGCCAGCCACAUAAUGUGCAACGUGGGAUUUUUCCAGAAGGAUCAUUAGAGGAUAAGAUUGAUUCCUGUUCAGAACCUAUCCUUGGUGUACAUUUUGUGUAUAAAGAAGUAAUUGCUGGAAUUGAGACCUACACCUGUCAUUUAUGUCAAAAGGACACAGAUGUUACACGAAUCAGGUCAUCCAAAAUGUUGUCACAUCUGAUUUCCAAGGCACACAACAAGAAAUACAUGGAAGUAAAAUUUGGAUACCUCAAGAAAUCCUACUCUGACUAUGAAGACGAAGCAAUGCAGAUUGAAAAGUUUGAAGGAAAGAUCCAUACAUCCAUAAUAGAUUUCACAAAACAACUACCUCUUGACCUAAUUAACCAGAGUUCUGCAAAUAUGACUCCUAUCGGUAACAAACUCAAGUUGUCAAGAAGUGUUUCUAACAGUCCAUCCCGAAGUAGACGUUCAAGAAGUUCUUCGCAUAGUUCAUACUCAAGAAGUCCUUCCCGAAAUAGACGUUCAAGAAGUCCUUCCCGAAAUAGACGUUCAAGAAGUCCUUCCCGAAAUAGACGUUCAAGAAGUCCUUCCCUAAGUAGACGUUCAAGAAGUCCUUCCCGAAAUAGACGUUCAAAAAGUCCUUCCCGAAAUAGACGUUCAAAAAGUCCUUCCCGAAAUAGACAUUCAAAAAGUCCUUCCCGAAGUAGACGUUCAAGAAGUCCUUCCCAAAGUAAAUAUUCAAGAAGUCAGUCCCUACACAACUGUAAAAGUACAUCUCCAGAGUGUGUCGACCAAGUGGUUAUCCCUCCAGAACCAACAAAACCUCUCAUGUGUGAAGUUGCAGUGACUACUGACAUGUCACAAUACCCCAAUCAUAUCCUAAAGGAAGUAAAUCUCUUGAAAGAGGCAUCAUGCCAGGAGUUGUUGCAAGAAGAUACUGAUAUGCAGGGGCUUCUCAUUCAAACAUUGUGGGUGCUCAACUUAAAACUUGAGAAAUAUUACCUUCGUUCAAAUCGGAUGUACACUUGUAGUGAAGGCACCUUUCCCCUCACACAAGUUUCAGUGAAAGUGAAGGAGAAAAUUGCCCAGCUGGAUGUCAUUCCACCCAUUCAACAUGAUAAUGAUGAGUAAGUUUAUUCAAGAUGAAAUGAAUAUGUUUUGACCUGCUCAUCAAUGAGAAGGCUUUGAACUUACUGAACCCUUAAGCCCCGGGUUAGUGUGCUGUUGGCAGUACCCCACACCCACUGGUAAAUGGAGAAAAAUCAGCUUUUCCCAAAAUUUUUUUAACCUUUUUAAAUGAUAAAACAAUAAAAAAUAAUUAAGAAAAACUAUAUAUUGACCCUCUAGAAACUUCGUAGGCUGCAUGGAGGGAGGGAGGAGGGGGUAGGAGAUAAGGAGACAGUGUUGGUUUGACGGCUAACACUCGUGGUCCUUACGCACUUAACAGCUAUUUUUAGCUCGCCUUUGUGUCCGAGGUGGCCAAUAAUACAUAUAUUUACCGAUCUUAAUAAUUAUUUGCUACAAAUAAUUCAUUUUGAAUAUUUUAUUUGCAUUAAUUUUCAUAAAAACUGCUUGGCAACACUCACCAGUCGGUCGCCAGCUCUCUGGCUGUCUUUGUGUUUGGUAGAGCAAGUAAUACAUAAAAUAAUAAUAU
Molecule: messenger RNA, 2165 nt
Organism: Homarus americanus (American lobster)
Lineage: Eukaryota; Metazoa; Arthropoda; Malacostraca; Decapoda; Nephropidae
Exons: 12
Coding region: 173-1642 (489 amino acids)
Source: RefSeq, a predicted model, not a curated record